This is a messenger RNA of Plasmodium inui San Antonio 1, 948 nucleotides long. RefSeq lists its product as hypothetical. The record is from RefSeq and is a predicted model, not a curated record. The coding region runs from base 1 to 948 and encodes 315 amino acids. NCBI's taxonomy places the organism in Eukaryota, Apicomplexa, Aconoidasida, Haemosporida, Plasmodiidae. The transcript has a single exon.
AUGAACUUCCCGGGGUGGAUAAAGGACAGGAUUUGGGACAGGCAGCGUCAGAGAUCCGAAACACACGGACCACUAACCGGCCUGAGUUUGAGCACGAUAGAGCCGAAGGACACCACCGGAGCAAAGGAAAUCAAGACGACAAGAUGGGAUAAUCUGACCCAGGGAGAUCUGAUAACCUUAACGGAUCUAAGUCUCAGAUCCAGACUUACAUGCCAGGCGAUGGAGGUUUGGAUGCGACAUUUGGAACAAUCAGGCAGACAAAAGUGGGAUGCAGACCAAUCCACGUGCAAAAAAGGGGACGUCGGAUUUCUCUUCAGUGGUAUAACGAAGAAGGAGUGCCUGAAAGAGAAAGGACAGAUGCAAUGGUCCCACCUCACCUCUGAUAAACCACUAAUGAGUAAUCACGCCUACGACAGAGAACUGGCUGUAUGUAUGGAUCUGAUAAGUAUCAUAUUAAUUAUGUACCAAAAUAUCAGAAAGGGAGCAAGUACAUGGGAAAUAAACAGCAGGGAUGCCUGCGAGAUCAUAUAUGAGGAGCUGGAAGGAUGGAGCGACAAGGACACGGCCGAACAUAUAAUGCAAGAAUGGUUUAAUAACAGACCGAGCCAAGACAUGGACGGGUGGGGAAUCCCCAUCAAAGGGAAGACAGACAACAGGUCAGAGCUCUGGAUGGAAUUUUUCGAACAGGCAAAGAGUUUCGUAAUCGGCAUGCAGUGUAUGAAAGAGGACAGACCAGACGCCAAGUGGUCUACCUCAUGCGUGAGAAGAAGGAACGAAAACAAUUGCGAACAAAUAAAUGACGAGGAAGGAACCCAAGAACAAAGAAAGGUAAGAAGCAGACGAGGAGUUGACCGGUACAAGAACAGGAAGCUCCACCUCUUCAUGUGCACUCACCCAGAGGGAGAAGCUCCUUCAGAUAUAAGAAGGACGAAGCUCAAGGGCGAAUAG